CUUGUUUGGUAUCCCGACAUUCUGCACACACACUCAUUCCCUUCACUUCCCUUCCAACAUUCACUCAAUAGAGAGAGAAGAAGAGAAAUUAAGCAAUUGGUAUCUCCUGUCGUCCUUCAUUUGCUUCAAUGGCAGCUCUCCUCUUCUGUUCUUUCUGUGUUUUAUUGUUAUUGCCAAACUCUGCGGUGGGCAUAACAAGGCUUUACACGUUCAAUAUCACGUACCAAAACAUUACAAGACUAUGCAAUACAAGGAGCGUUGUGACGGUGAAUGGCAAGUUCCCAGGGCCUCGCUUGGUUGCAAGAGAAGGUGAUCGAGUUAUCGUCGAGGUUGUUAACCAUGUUUCAUACAAUAUCACCAUUCAUUGGCAUGGGAUAAGGCAGCUUACAAGCGGAUGGGCAGAUGGACCUGCUUAUGUAACACAAUGUCCGAUACAGAAUGGGCAGUCAUACAACUACAACUUCACCAUUACUGGGCAGAGAGGAACUCUCUUAUGGCAUGCUCAUAUCUCAUGGCUCAGAUCAUCCGUUUAUGGAGCCAUCAUUAUCCUCCCAAAACGCAAUGAAUCAUACCCAUUUCAGAAGCCCUACGAGGAGAUACCCAUCCUCUUUGGAGAGUGGUUUAACGUAGAUCCAGAGGCUAUAAUUGCACAGGCACUUCAGACUGGAGCAGGUCCAAAUGUUUCGGAUGCAUAUACCAUCAAUGGUCUCCCAGGGCCACUAUACAACUGUUCUUCUAAAGAUACAUUCAAGCUGAAGGUAAAGCCAGGAAAAACCUACCUUCUCCGCUUGAUCAACGCUGCACUCAACGACGAGCUUUUCUUUAGCAUCGCCAACCACACUCUCACCGUCGUCGAAGCUGAUGCCAUUUAUGUUAAGCCUUUUGACACUGAUACACUCCUCAUCACCCCAGGCCAAACCACUAACGUUCUCCUCAAAACCAAGCCUGCUUUUCCUAAUGCAAUCUUUUUCAUGUCUGCUAGGCCUUACUUCACUGGAAUUGGAAACUUUGACAACUCGACCACUGCCGCUAUUCUUGAAUACAAGCACCCUUCAAAUAGUUCCACAAAGGUUCCCUUAUUUAAGCCAACUUUGCCACCAUUCAACGCUACAGGCUUCGUUGCAAAUUUCACCAGGAAAUUCCGUAGCUUAGCCAAUGCCAAAUUCCCUGCUAAUGUACCACAAACUGUAGACAGAAAUUUUCUUUUCACUGUAGGACUUGGGACUAAUCCAUGCCCUGCCAACAACACGUGUCAGGGACCUACGAAUACUACCAAAUUUGCAGCUUCGAUUAAUAAUGUCUCCUUUGAACUACCUUCUGUAGCUCUUCUCCAAUCCUAUUUUUUUGGAAUGUCUAAUGGAGUUUUCACAGUUGAUUUUCCUCAGAACCCACCUGUGCCUUUUAACUAUACGGGUACCCCACCAAAUAAUACAAUGGUUAGCAAUGGCACAAAAGCGUUGAUUCUACGGUUCAACACGAGUGUGCAACUGGUAUUGCAAGGCACGAGCAUUCUUGGUGCAGAGAGCCAUCCUCUCCAUCUCCAUGGAUAUAAUUUUUUUGUGGUUGGACAAGGUUUCGGCAACUACGAUCCAAACAAAGAUCCUGCCAAGUUCAAUUUAGUCGACCCUAUUGAGAGGAAGACCGUUGGGGUUCCAGCUGGAGGUUGGAUUGCCAUUCGCUUCCUAGCGGAUAAUCCAGGUAUGUAAAAUCUCCAUUACCAUGUAGCAGACAUUUCUUUAUAGAAGUUUUAGCUCCAUUGAUGGAUUUUGUGAACUUGCGAUAUCAGGGGUAUGGUUUAUGCACUGUCACCUGGAUGUGCACACCAGCUGGGGGUUAAGGAUGGCAUGGGUAGUGUUGGAUGGACCACAACCUAAUCAGAAACUACAACCACCACCGUCUGAUCUUCCAAGCUGUUGAUUUUUGUUUUCUUACUGACCAUUGGUCCGGAUUGUUCUUGUACAUGCACUUGCAUUCUUGUCUUGCAUGACUCCAAUUUUUUAACAUAAUAAAUAUAAGUUUUUUUUUUUUUUUUUUUUUUUUUUUUUUUUUUUUUGUGUGAGAGAUUUCUGUAUACGUGUCUAUUGAUAUGAAAAGGUUUUAUGAAAUGUUUGGUUGUGACUUGUGUACUUUGGUUGGUGGAAGGUCAAGACUGAGAUAUGGGAAGAGCAGGUCAGUUGUAAACAUCGUACGAAGUUAAUAAGAUUUUACUUCAACAAUUUUUCAAAUUUAA
This is a messenger RNA of Hevea brasiliensis (rubber tree), 2230 nucleotides long. Its product is annotated as laccase-17. Gene Ontology annotation, molecular function: copper ion binding; hydroquinone:oxygen oxidoreductase activity. Bases 129 to 1706 code for a protein of 525 amino acids. Gene Ontology annotation, biological process: lignin catabolic process. NCBI's taxonomy places the organism in Eukaryota, Viridiplantae, Streptophyta, Magnoliopsida, Malpighiales, Euphorbiaceae. The transcript is spliced from 5 exons. The record is from RefSeq and is a predicted model, not a curated record. Gene Ontology annotation, cellular component: apoplast.